This is a messenger RNA of Neospora caninum, 9978 nucleotides long. RefSeq lists its product as hypothetical. Gene Ontology annotation, cellular component: transcription elongation factor complex. The transcript has 14 exons. Gene Ontology annotation, molecular function: histone binding; nucleosome binding. NCBI's taxonomy places the organism in Eukaryota, Apicomplexa, Conoidasida, Eucoccidiorida, Sarcocystidae. The coding region runs from base 1 to 9978 and encodes 3325 amino acids. The record is from RefSeq and is a predicted model, not a curated record. Gene Ontology annotation, biological process: mRNA transcription by RNA polymerase II; transcription elongation-coupled chromatin remodeling; nucleosome organization.
AUGGAGGCCGCGGCGUCGCCGGCGUCCAGUGGCCGCGCGGGCGAGGUGGAAGGAGGCGCGGGAGGGCGCCUGAGGCGGCCGGUGUCGGACGAGGACGCGCCUCUGCGCCCCGAGAAGUCCAAGGCUGCGAAGAAGAAGUCGCGGAAGAAGGAGAAGCGCGAGCGGAGCCUCGCGGGUGAGAAGAAGCGGAAGCACAAGUCGCGGAAGCAGUCGUCUUCGCGGAAGAAGAAGCAGCGAUUUCUGAAAGACAGCGCGCGCGAAGACUCCGAGGAGGAGCGAAGGCGGCGCGGCUCCUCCGACCUGAGCAGCGAAGAGGACGAAUCCGAGUCGGACGAGGACGCAGCGAUCGCGGCCGAAAUGAAGGGAUUCAUCGUGAGCGAGGAGAGCGGCGAGGAGGGUGAGAGCGACGACAGCGAGAAGGAGAACGAAGACGAGGGCCCUCCACAGCUCGACGAGGAAGACCUCGCGUUGAUUGAAGAGAACACCGGGUUGACGGUGCGCAAGCAGCCGCUCCGGCCGCCGCGCGAAGACGGCGAAGGGGAGUCGGACGAAGAGGGCGACGAGGGAGAAGCGGCGAGCGCCGACGACGCAGACUCGACAGCCUUCGCCGCGCUCCCGUUUGAGGAGCAACGCAAGUACCGCCGCCUGAAGAAGGUCGAGGCCGGGGCGUCGAAGCUGGACGAUCCCUCGGGGAGCGAAGAGGGAGGAGAUCCGUCCCGGAGUCCCAAAGAGGAGUUGGAGUCGCUUUUCGACAAGGGCGCGGCCCGCGACGGCGCCACCUUUUCGGAUCUCGAGGCCUCUGCGUCGGCUCUCGACUCAGACGCCCUCGCAUCCGCCGGCUUCGCCGCGCAGCAGGGAGCAGGCGCCCCACACGCCAAGGCGCUGAAGCGGCCAGGGACGAAGCGCCUGCCGCGUGUCCCUUCGUCCCCGGCGGCCCGCGAGGAGCGGGGCGACGCGAGCGAGGACGAGGAGGCGUGGCUCGAGGAAGACGCCCUCCGCGAGAGCGCUGCGCAACAGCGCAUGGGCGAGACUUGGGGCCUCGUCUACGACUGCUUCGGAGACGUCGACGCAGUGAUUCGCAUCCUCUGUAACCAGAGACCGCCGAAACACUCCGGCAGCGGAGGCGAAGAAGACGACUUCCAGGGCGCAGGCGACGCAGAAAUCGACAAGCGACGCCGCAGGGACCAGGGAAGAGGUGGCCGCGAAGACGACGAAGGCGACGAGCUGCGGCCCCGAGCGGGAAAACUCGGCGCCAAGCGCGCGCCGAGAGCCGGCCGGAGAGGCGAAGGCUGGGAAGCCAUCGGCGAACCAGACGAAGUCAAGCGAGAGUACCUAACCGCGUUCGACGAGCACGUCCGCCGCGUCGACGACCCCGAGCGCCUCUUCCUCCGAUUCCAGGAUCGGCCCAAAUCGACCUCGCAGGCGGCGCUCGUGCUGGAGAGUGGUUGGAUCACUGCGCGGCUGUUCCGCGAGUUUGGGGCGCAGCUGACGGAGGAGGAGUUGCGGAAGCGGUACUUUGACUCUUUCUUCGAGGGGUGUCGCCUGCGGCGGUCGCCGUACCACGACGUGCGGCAGAAGGUGAUUGUUCUCCUCGACUGGGUGUUGAACGAGCGCCUGGAAAUCGUCUUCAUUCUCCACCACAAGCUCCACCUGAUUGCGCCGCCGCUGACCGAAGAGAUGGUCUGGCGCGUGUACGAGCUGGACCAGCAGUACUGCCGCCUCCUCGCGAAGAAGCGCCGGGUCUUUGGGUUGAUUGAAGAAGUCGUCGAAGGCGUCGCCCACCUCCAGGGCUCCCGCCAAAGCGAAGAGACUCGCCAGCGCCUCCUGCAGAUGUGGGCCCUCUGCACCGAAAAGGCCGCGGCCAGCAGCAGCGAGAAGACGCGGGAGAAUGGCCGAGACCGCUGGACUGAACGCGGGAGAAGGCGCGAUCGGGAGACAGACGUCCCGGCGGUGGACGGUGAGGAAAUCGCGCUGGAGGACUUCCGGACCUUUCUCCAUUCGCAUUACCGGCAGUUCGUUGCGACUGCGCGAGAGGAACUGCAGAAGAAGGUUGCGCAGAGCGGAGAGACUCGAGAGCGGAAGCGAGAAGCCGAUGAGGGCGAGCAAGAGCAGGACGAUGAGGCGGAAGAAAAAGAGCGAGCGGCGCCAAGCGAGACCGAGGAGCGAGGCGCAGAGGGCGAGGAAGACGACGGGCUGGGGCUCGAGACAGCAGAGCGCGGGGCGCAGGAAGAGACAGAGAAAGAGGAGGAAGACGACUGGCUGAAACCCGAUGGGACGCCAAACACGUCGCUGCGAAGCGAGAACCAUGGACCCGCGGCGCCCGCUUCGCCUGCGUCGCCGGGUACCCGAGACGGCGCGGGGGCGCAGUCGACCUCUUUGCCCCUUCCUUCGCUGUCUCCUCUUCCUUCUUCUCUGUCUCCUCUUCCUUCUUCUCUGUCUUCUCUUCCUUCUUCUCUGUCUCCUCUUCCCGCUUCCCUUUCGUCUCCAUCUGCACUUUUGCCACCCUCAGGGUCCCCCCUUGCGGCGUCGGGCGCGGAGCGAAUCUCCGGUCUCGGCCUGCUGCUCGACCCUGCGCUUCCCGUUCCCCCCCCUCCAGAGGCGCUUCUGGGAUUGCCGGUGGGCGCCACGCUCGCUUCGCGCCCCGUCCCGUCGUCUGAGAGCGGGGCUGUGCAUGCAAUGCAAGCGGCCUCGGCAGAAGAGCGGGGAAAUCAAGACGACGGAGACGAAGGCGAGGCUGUGUGCGAGCGAAACUCGGCGCGGUGGGAAGAAGAUGCGUCUUUGAAGAAGGCUGAGGAAGACGUUCUCGCAGAGACGGACGCGAAGCCUUCGGCGCCCGUGACCUUCCAAACCGACGCCGUGCUGCAGGGGAUGCCUCCCUCGCCUUUCGCUCUCUCGCAGGGUGCACACAGCGACGCUUCUUCUGUCCACGUGGAGGAGAACGAGAGUCGCAGCGACGCGGGCGACGAGGAGGAAGCGACGACUCCGGUUGAAGCCGGAUUUGCGGGAGAUGUGCUGGAGGGAGAGGACCGCACGCUGGUGGUGUCUUGCAGGCGGGGUUCGUCUUUCGCUCUCUCCUCUCUUUCGCUCGUCGCCACCGGUCGAGAGCCUGGACGAAUGCGCCGGCCGUCUUCUUCUCGCCCCCCCUCGAGUGCCGCUCACGCUGCGUGUGUCUUUCAGCAAGAGGUUUCUCUCCGGGCCUCGCCACCCGCGUCGCCUCUCGACGGGAUGCGCGACCAGGCGGAGCUGGCCUCUCCCGACUCGCAGUUCCCGCCUUCCGACUCUUCUGCCGCGCCGCCAGUUGGAGGCGACAAAAACCCUCCAGAAGAACAGAGCGGAGACCCCAGCACUCAGGACGCGUCUUCCCUGGCGUCGUCCACCUGGCGACAUCGAUGGGAUGCCCCAAGCGCUCCCCGAGAAGACUCUUCUUCCUCUUUGUCUUCGUCGUCCGCCGUAGCUCCUGAGCAGGGUGCGGGGCGGGCGGCAUCGGCGGGGACAGUUCAAGAUGCUCGGGCCGAGGUGGGCGGCGAUGCGCCCGAGGACGGUCGUCUUUCUUCUUCGUGGAAGUCGCGCUGGGGAGUGCAGGGCGGUCGCGGGUUUGGGGGGCGCGAGGGCGAGAGAGUGCCGGGUGAACGGCGAGAGGGCGAUCAAGGAGACAGCGAGGGACAGGCGCGGGGCGAGGCCGUUCUGUUUCCGGACGACGGGGAGCGGGCCGUGGAGAGAGCAGAGGAAGCGCGUGGAGAUCUUUUUUCGGCAAGCAAAGACCUCAGCGACAGAAGUCGCGAAGAUGUAGGCAGUGUAGGCAGGCGGUGGGGCGGGGCGCGCGAGAGCGGGCGAGAAGAAGGGAGAGAGAAUGGGAGACAUGAGGAGCCUGGAGACGACGCGAGGAGGCACGCGUCAGCCGAUGAAGGAAGACGGUCGGGAAAGGAGGGCGAUCUGUGGAGUUCGCAAGACCCGCGAGGCCGCGACGAGAAAGGGGAAGACGCGAACCGUCGUGGACACGACGAAGACGUCGACACUUGGCGCAGGAGAGACCGGAGAGACGAGCAAGGAAGAAGGGAAGAGAGAGACGGCGAGCGAGGAAGAAGAGACGAUCGCGACGGCGAGCGAGGAAGAAGAGACAGAGACAGCCAGGAACCGUACGCCGCUUCCAGUGACGGUUACUACCCGUCUGCGGGAGGGGAGCGCGACCGCGGUUCGCGCGGGGCGACGGACCGAGACAGAAGAAAGUGGGGCGAAGAGCGAGGUAGAGAGAGUGAAGGCCGCAUUGGCCGUCGUCCGCUCACUUCGUGGGAAGAUGCGCAUGCGAAAAGGGGCCGAGCCCCAGAAAGGGAGACAGAAGACGAGACCGAGCGACGCCAGAGAGAAGAAGACGAACAGGCAGAAGCGGCCGAGGCAGCCGAGUGGGAGCGCCUGGAGCGGGAGGCUGAAGAAGACGAAAGAAAACUCGUGCUCGCGGAGCGAGAAAAGAAAAUCCAAGACCUCCUUCAGGCCGCCGGUGAUCAACCUGGGCCUCGUUUCGGCCUAGGCAUGCGAGACAUUCCGGGCCUAGAAGCAAUCGAGCUCGCAGAUCGCUACAACAUCUUUUCUUUGUGGGAGUCGUAUCUGCUCCCGCCGGACGCGCUCGUCUCCAAUUUGGAGGCCUUAGCGUUCGCGUCAGCGCCCUUCUCGCCGUCGCUCUUUGCCUCGCGCUUUUCGUGCCUUCUGCGCCCGACGGAGACGCCGCACAUCCCGAUCGCGUCCUCAACCGCCAUUUCGAGUGUCUUGACGUAUUCAGCGUCUGCGUUUCUCUCGCAGUUCGUCCCGAACCUCUUCCUCAACGCGUCUCCGGACUUGCCCCACAACGGUGUCGGGAAGCUCCCAGGGUUGCCGGGAGAAACCGUGGAGAACUUGGAGGCGGCGAGUGACGCCUGGUGCCUGCCUUACUGUGUGCAUCCGUUCGACACGGGAAAACAGCUGAAACGCGUCUUGAUUGCUUACUACGCAAAGAUCCUCGCCUCGUACCCGCCCCUGCGCAGCCUGAUCCGGAAACGCUUCCACCAGAUUUGCUCCAUGAGCACACUGACGACCGUCAAGGGCGAGGCGGAGACUGACCCCGCGAAACCCUGUUGGAUGGCCAGACGCCUCGCCAGACUGCCUCUCCUCAAGUUUGUUAACGAGAUUCUUCCGUCGUUCGAAGAGGCGCCGCCGAUCGCGCCGUGGAAGGACCGGGCGCGUCGCAAGGCGGAGGAGGAGAAGCGGAGGGCGGAACAGAGAGAACACCUGAAGACGCUGCCGUCUCUGGAGGCAAAGCGUCAGUACUUGGAGAAGAUUCAGAGCGAGUCGAAGCAGGAGGAGACGCCGGCGGGCACGAUGACGCGGGCUCGGCAGCUGGAGACGCUGCUGAAGAAGCGGGGGGACGCGCGGUGCCUGGAACUGUUCCUCCACGUCUACCGGCUCGAGAAGGCAGGCGAGCUCGGCCUGUUCAUCCACCCGCAGACGUCGGCGGAGCUGGCCGGGUCUCUCGGCCACCAGAAGGAGUUCGAGGAGCGCCAUCGGGACUUCCGGCGAACGUACCGGAGCCUGGUGAUCGAUAAAGGCCGGGAGGCUCCUGCGCUCGAGGCUCUCGCCAUGAACAAGACGGCGGCGGAGGCCUUUGGGCAAGGCGUCGGUGCGUCGCUCGUCUUCGACAUGGUGAAACAGAAACGUUUUCUCGACGAAGAGUACGUCGCGUUCGUGCGGAGUCGCGCCCAAGACGCGUUCCUCGUCCAGCGCCUCGUCGACGACCUCCUCGCGGCGUACAGCCCGCAGCUAUGGCAGGCUUCGACGAGUGCAGGCAACAUCGGCCAGCACCACUUUGCGGCCUUCUUCUCGAAGGCGCGCAGCACGGGUGGGCAGCGACCGGGAGCUCCAGGCGCCCAAGAGGAAGACGAGGGCGAACCCUUCCUCGCGUUUCUGCAGCGAGGCGGCGGGAACGUGUCCGCGUCCGCGGCCUCGAGCGCCAUGCCCGGCUGGCUGUACGUUCAGCGGCGGAUCCUCCAGCGAGUCGUGGAGGAGGAACUCCUGCCGAUCUUCAAGCGAGAGAUACGCGAGGACCUCCUCCAGAGGGCGCAGCAAGUCGUCAUUUGCAGAUGCCGAGAAAUGCUCGAGUGGCGCGUGAACACGCAGCCGCUGCAGCCGUCUCCGGAGCAGAUUCGGCGGCGCCAGCGGCAGGGCGACGACGAGGAGGGCAAUCGAAAGAGUCGGAAGAAGCACCGCCGCUCAGGCGACCAAGCGACCGAGAAGAACUCGUCGAGCGACGAAGAGAGCGACUCGUUCGACGACGCCUCCGACUCGAGCUCUGGCGGCAGUACGUCGUCUGAAGCUGAGUCGAGUUCCGAGGACGACGAAGAGUACGCGUCAGGCACCUUCCAAACCGAAAGGAAGCGUCUGCGGGCUGCGCGCCGCCAGCGGAAGCUGCAGAGACAGCAGCGGCUGCUGGAGCGGAGACGGCGCCUCGUGCAGGAGCCUGCGCUCGUGGAUGUCCUCGCAUUUGUCGUCGAAAACGUUCAUCAAGACGCCUUCGCGGAACUGACCAACUUCGCCACCGUCGGCAGCGCCGCCGACACGCCCAUGGCACGCGGCUCCGCAGGCGUGGGGCGGCGGGGCCGCAGUCGCGCCCGCGUGCAUGCAAUGCUCGUGAACGCCUGGGGCGAGAUGGAGGAGUACGACGUCUUUGAGUUUCUCUUGAAUGCGCCGUUGCCGUCGCAGCAAGAGAUCGAAGCUGCGCAGAGUGGCGACUCCGAGCUGAAUCACGACCUCGCGGCCGAGGCGGGGGCGACUCCGCGCCCCGCAGGCGUCACUGCCGAGCAGCGAAGCGCCUACGAUGACUUUGAGAGGCUCCUCAGGUUCUUCAGAGAUCACUUUGUCGACGCGGCAGUCGUGGGCGUGCGCGACCGGUUCGCUCUCCUGCUCUAUCUCAUCCUCAAAGAGCGGCUGGUUCCCAAACUGAAAAAGAAGGAACAGCCUCUCUUCCUCGAACUGGCCAGCCUCGAAGUCCCCACCAUCUGGGCGGGAAGCGACAAGGUGCCGCAGGCGCUCCGACAAAAAGUCGAGAAAGAAGGUCUGAUGUGCCUCUCUCUGGCGCGUACCCUGCAAGAUCCCUUGGCGGAGAUUGCGGGGCUCUGGAGCGAAGGCCGGCAAAACUACUUGCUCCAGCUGAAGCUGCAUCCGCUGCAGAAACUCGUGCCGCCGGACCGCCUCCAGAGCGCCCUCGAACGCGUGCUCUUAGCUACCGUCGGAAAGGUCGGCGUUGAGCUGAAGCGCGCUUUGCGCGGGAGCACCGCCGCUCUUGGCGGCAACCCCACAGCGUCUCUUUUGCAGUUCGUGCCAGGCUUGGGGCCCCGCAAGGCUGCACGCCUUCUGGGCAUGUUCAAAACGUCCACGCUGCUGAUGCGGUCUCAACUGUGCACGCCGAACGACGGAUCGACUUCCGACAGUGACGGCGGCCGAGGCGACAUCGACGACUUUUAUCCCUCGCAGUCUCAGAGCGAAAAACGCCACGCUCAGCCCGUUGGCCUAGGCCGCAAGGUGUACAUGAACUGCGUCUCGUUUCUUCGGCUAAAAAACAAAACUUCAGACCCAGAAUCAGUUGAUGCUUUGGAUGACACGCGCAUUCAUCCGCUGGAGGGCCGAAGUUUCGUGGCGAAGAUCUGCCGCGACGCUGUCGCUGAGAAAGAAGAUGCUCACCCGAAUGGAGAAGACGACGAAGAACAUGGCGGCGAGUCGGGCGCCCGCAGACGCGACGACGACGUAGACGAUGAAGAUGCGAUUGUCGAAGUCUUCAGAAAACCUGCUCUCCUUGACGACAUGGACUUGGAAGCUUUCUCGCAGAUGCUCGCGGAGACGAAAGACCAAGCGCGAUGCCUGCCGUACCUGGAAUUUAUCACGACGGAGCUGAGACAUCCGUACAGAGACCCGCGCUUGCCAUUCGAGUCCGCCAGCGAGAUGGAAGUUUUCUUCUGGUCCAUUGGUGAAGACGCCGAGGAGUUCCGCCCCGGCUCGAGUGUCUCUUGCCAGGUCGUGUUUGUGAAAAACACUUCUCUCGUCGUCCGCCUGCAGCCGUCGGGCAUCCGCGUCCAGCUCUCCGACCUCCGCGAGCUCCGCUCUCUCUUGGCCCUGAGGACUCCCCAACUCAAGCGAGACACCGCGGGACAGCUGGAACGGCGACCGCACCAGGAAGAUCUCUCCCCGCUCCUCGGUGAGGUUCUGCACGGGCGCGUCGCGUUCCUGCACUACGGCAUCGAACUCGAGCGCUCAGGUUUCCCGACUUACCGCAUUGAAGUCGUAGCCACUGGCGACGUCGUGAAGGCGAUGGUGGCCCAGAAUCUUGUCUCAGACGUCUCACUCAAUACCAUACACACUUUCCUCUCUCCCGCCGCUAGCGAACUGGAGGAGCUUCAGCUGGAGCAGCAGAAGAAGCAUCAGAGACUGCGACGCAACAUUCGGCACCCAAACUAUAAACCCGUGACGCCGCUGAAGGGUUUACAGCUGCUCCAGCACGCCGGGGUGCCGGUAGGCGAGGCGCUGUUUCGGCCAGGGUCGUCGGUUGAGGGCCUAACUCUGAUGGUGAAGACGUGUGCCGAGCCGUUUCGGUGUCUCUCGCUUCCUGUCGAAGAACGGAAUCCGCUACUGUCGGCGGAAAACACUCCCGAGGCGCUCUCCGCCAUGGCUGCUGCGCUGCAGCAGCAAGAGCAGCUGGGCGGUGUUGGGAGCGAGUUGAUUCUCCAAGGCGAGAAAUUCGAUUCCCUCAAUGCGAUCAUUGCCCAGUUCUGCGAUCCGCUCCGCGUCAACUUGGAGGAAGUGUACAGACAUCCGAAAUAUCUUCCGAUCCCCGACCUGUCAAUUGCGGCGGAGAAGCUGCGGCAAGAAGCGUCGUCGCGGCCAGGGUCGAUUUGUUGGGCGAUUCUUCCCCCGUCGGCGCCGUCCCCGGCGGCUGCGACGGGCCGAGAGGCGAGGACGGGAAGCGAGAAUCCGCUUCGCUUCCAGUUAGUCGUAGUGCCUCCACAGCCGGCAGCUGCGGUCGAGAGCGCUGUCGCCAGGGUGCUCGUCGACGGCAUUUACGUGGACCACAAAAAGUUUUCCAUCUGGAAUCAGGAACACAAGUCGCUGCAGAAACUGGUGUCGUGGUGGAAGGAGAAGGGAUACUGGCGGCGCCAAGAGCUGCUGAAGGCGUACGCGGAGGAAAAGAGCCGUCUGCAAGCUGAGCGAGAACGGCGCCGCCAGGAGAGAGAACACUUGAAGAUGCUCGAGGAGAGGCGAGAAGAGGAAGAGAGGCGGAACCAGAGAGACUACGUGGCGACGUACAUUCAGCCGCGGAAUGAACAGAGUGCGAAAGAGUGGUACGAGCGCGCGGUGCGCCGCCAGAAGAAUUACGAUCCGCGCGCGGCGGGGACUGUGGUGGAGACUGGGAAGGGAGGGGAGCGAAGAACUCCGAGCGGCUUUCCAGGCGACUCUGCCCCGUCUGCGGGCGAGGUCGGGCCGUACAGCCAGGCGGCCUCGCUGUCCUCGCAGCCGUAUCCUGCGUCUUCGCACCCGUAUCCUGCGUAUUCGCCCUACUCUCAUGACCUUGGAGCCGGCGGUCGACCUACGAGAAGGGGACCCGAAGGCCGAGGAGGUGCGUCUUCUUUUGGACGCUCAGACGCUUCGCAUGCUGGCGCCUCUCAGCCGGGCGGCUGGUACGACAACAGCCACACGCAAAGCAAAGCUUUGUACGGAAGCUCUGAGGCGAGGCGAGGGGAAGGAAGGGGGGACCAGUCCUGGUCUUCCGGGCACCCCAGGGGAGGUGGGGAGAGUCAGCACGGGCGAAGCGCUGGCCACAGCGCCUGGGAAAGCGGCGGGCAGAGGUUUGGAUACGGCGACGGGGACCGGAACUCGUACGGAGAUCGGCGCGCCCACGAGAGAGACGAAAGCUGGCGGAGAGACGGAAGACGCGGUCGAUUUGGAGACAGGCGAGACCGGUAG